Sorex fumeus (smoky shrew) is the source of this 2539-nucleotide messenger RNA. It is a transcript of the gene KYNU, whose product is annotated as kynureninase. The coding region runs from base 235 to 1644 and encodes 469 amino acids. Gene Ontology annotation, cellular component: cytoplasm. The record is from RefSeq and is a predicted model, not a curated record. Gene Ontology annotation, biological process: NAD+ biosynthetic process. NCBI's taxonomy places the organism in Eukaryota, Metazoa, Chordata, Mammalia, Eulipotyphla, Soricidae. The transcript has 14 exons. Gene Ontology annotation, molecular function: pyridoxal phosphate binding; kynureninase activity.
GAGGCAGCAGCUAAUUUGCUUAGAUAUUUCUCAUUCACAGAUCUACAAUCAGAAUAGGAAUGUGGGAGGAACUUAAAUUAAUUCAACAAUUCCCCACAGGGUGGAGUCUGAGCAGAGGGGCCUUGAAUUACUCACCCUGAGGCCUGACCCUUUUAUAUUUCCAGGGACUCUUGAAGGGUUAGUUUUGUUUUCAACUGCAGGAGUUCUGUGGAACACUGAAGAGAGCAACUUAUAAUGGCAUCUCCACCUGUUGAAUUACCAGCUGACACAGUACAACGAGUUGCAUCUGAACUUAGGUGCCAGCCAACAGACGAGAGGGUUGCCCUGCGCCUCGAUGAGGAAGAUAAGUUGAAACACUUCAGAGAACAUUUUCAUAUUCCGAAGAUGAAAGAUCUACCUCCAAUUGAUUUAUCUUUAGUGAAUAAGGAUGAAAAUGCCAUUUAUUUCCUGGGAAAUUCUCUUGGCCUUCAACCAAAAAUGGUUAAAACAUACCUGGAAGAAGAACUGGAUAAGUGGGCCAAAAUGGGUGCCUAUGGUCAUGAAAUAGGAAAACGUCCUUGGAUUACAGGAGAUGAAACUAUUGCAGGCCUUAUGUCUGACAUUGUAGGAGCCAAUGAGAAAGAAAUAGUCCUAAUGAAUGCUUUGACUGUUAAUUUACAUCUUCUACUGUUAUCAUUUUUUAAGCCUACACCGAAGAGACAUAAAAUUCUUCUAGAAGCCAAAGCCUUCCCUUCAGAUCACUAUGCAAUUGAAUCACAGCUUCAACUUCAUGGGCUGCAAAUAGAGAAGAGUAUGCGACUUAUAAAACCAAGAGAGGGGGAAGAAAUCUUGAGACUAGAGGAUAUCCUUGAAGUUAUUGAGAAGGAAGGAGAGUCAAUCGCAGUGAUCCUGUUAAGUGGGGUUCAGUAUUAUACUGGUCAGCUGUUUAAUAUGCCUGCCAUUACAAAGGCUGGACAAGCAAAGGGUUGUUUUGUUGGCUUUGAUCUAGCACAUGCAGUUGGAAAUGUUGAACUACACUUACAUGACUGGGGAGUUGAUUUUGCCUGCUGGUGCUCCUACAAGUAUUUAAAUUCAGGAGCAGGAGGUCUUGCUGGUGCAUUUGUCCAUGAAAAACAUGCCCAUACAAUUAAGCCUGCGUUAGUGGGGUGGUUUGGCCAUGACCUCAGUACCAGAUUUAAAAUGGAUAACAAAUUGCAGCUAAUUCCUGGUGCCUGUGGAUUCCGAAUUUCAAACCCUCCCAUUUUAUUGGUCUGUUCCUUACAUGCUAGUUUAGAGAUUUUUAGUCAAGCAACUAUGAAAGCAUUGAGGAGGAAAUCUAUUCUGCUAACUGGUUACCUGGAAUACAUGCUCAAGCAUUACUAUAGCAAAGAUGAAGCAAAACCCAAUAAACCAUUUGUGCACAUAGUUACUCCAGCUCAUACGGAGGAUCGUGGCUGCCAGCUAACACUAUCAUUUUCAGUUCCCAUCAAAUACGUCUAUGAAGAACUAGAGAAACGAGGAGUGGUAUGUGACAAGCGGGAGCCAAAUGGCAUUCGGGUUGCUCCAGUUCCUCUCUACAAUUCUUUCCAUGAUGUUUACAAAUUUAUCAAUGUGCUCAGUUCUGCACUGGACUCUGCAGAAUCAAAAUAUGGCCGUAAUUUCUAGAAUAACGUGAGCAGUUAAGAUUCAAACAUGAGGUGGCUAUUUUAUUCUGCAUCUAGUUUAAUUACUGAAAGGACUUCAAAACUGAUCACACAUAUGUGACAAUUAAUUGUGUAAUUUAAUGAAAAGCUGAUAUUAUUUUUCUGAGAUGACCAAUCCUAAGGGAUCCAGAUUCCUGUCUAAUUUUCUUCUUAUUAUUAUUUUGUUUUUGGUUUUUGGUUUUUGAGCUACACCCAGUACUGUUCACCUCCUUACUCCUUGCUGUGCUUGGUGGAAAAAUGGGGUGCUAGGAAUCAGACCUGUGUUGGUUGUAGACAGGGCAAGUGCCUUAUAUCCACUGUACUAUUGCCCAUUCCUUCCUGUUUAAUGUCUUGAUUUUUGAUGGAUAAAAAUCUACUAGUUCAGGGGACUGGAGCGAUAGCACAGCGGGUAGGGUAUUUGCCUUGCAUGCGGCCGACCCAGGUUUGAUUUCCAGCAUUCCAUAUGGUCCCCCGAGCACCGCCAGUAAUUCCUGAGUGCAUGACCCAGGAGUAACCCCUGCGCAUCGCUGGGUGUGACUCAAAUAGCCAAAAAAAAAAAGUCUACUGAUUCAAGUAUUCAAGUAUUAUGUAUGCAAUGUUUGGGUUAACUACCAUAGUUCUUGAUAAAGAAAAGAUUUAUGUUAAUAUAAUUAAAAAAUUGACUGAUACUUCCUACUCUAUAUGGAAUUUUUGUCUCAAUUUUAGAAACAUUGCAUCCAGUUUACCAGUUCAUUAUAAGUAUCAAAAUUCAACAGUCUGAAUAUUUAUGAUUUUUCAACAUUUUAGAAAACUCCAAUCAUAGAAACAUUAAGUAAUUUUAGGGCAGAAAUUUUCAAGUUUAUAUUGGUUACAAUUAACACUAAGAAAUAAAUUGAAAA